This is a messenger RNA of Orycteropus afer afer, 2322 nucleotides long. The record is from RefSeq and is a predicted model, not a curated record. NCBI's taxonomy places the organism in Eukaryota, Metazoa, Chordata, Mammalia, Tubulidentata, Orycteropodidae.
AGGACAACGGGCGUCGCCGGCCCCGUGUGAUUCCGGGCUGUGGGCGCGUUCGCGACUUUUCGGCCAUGGUUUUCUCAAACAAUGAUGAAGGCCUUAUAAACAAAAAGUUACCCAAAGAACUUCUUCUAAGAAUAUUUUCCUUCUUGGAUAUAGUAACUUUGUGCCGAUGUGCACAGAUUUCCAAGGCUUGGAACAUCUUAGCCCUGGAUGGAAGCAACUGGCAAAGAAUAGACCUUUUUAACUUUCAAACAGAUGUGGAGGGUCGCGUGGUAGAAAAUAUUUCAAAGCGAUGCGGUGGAUUCCUGAGGAAGCUCAGCUUGCGAGGCUGCAUUGGUGUUGGGGAUUCCUCCUUGAAGACCUUUGCACAAAACUGCCGAAACAUUGAACAUUUAAACCUCAAUGGAUGCACAAAAAUCACUGACAGCACGUGUUACAGCCUUAGCAGAUUCUGUUCCAAGCUGAAACAUCUGGAUCUGACCUCUUGUGUGUCCAUUACAAACAGCUCCUUAAAGGGGAUCAGUGAGGGCUGCAGAAACCUGGAGUACCUGAAUCUCUCUUGGUGUGAUCAGAUCACAAAGGAUGGCAUCGAGGCACUGGUGCGAGGUUGUCGAGGCCUGAAAGCAUUGCUUCUGAGGGGCUGCACUCAGUUAGAAGACGAAGCUUUGAAACACAUUCAGAAUUACUGCCAUGAGCUUGUGAGCCUUAACUUACAGUCCUGCUCACACAUGACUGAUGAAGGUGUGGUGCAGAUCUGCAGGGGCUGCCACCGGUUGCAAGCUCUCUGUGUGUCUGGUUGCAGCAACCUCACAGAUGCCUCUCUGACGGCCCUGGGUCUGAACUGCCCAAGACUUCAGAUUUUGGAGGCUGCCCGAUGUUCCCAUUUGACUGACGCAGGCUUUACACUUCUAGCUCGGAAUUGCCACGACCUGGAGAAGAUGGAUCUUGAGGAAUGCAUCCUGAUAACUGACAGCACGCUGAUCCAGCUCUCCAUUCACUGUCCUAAACUUCAAGCCCUGAGCCUGUCCCACUGUGAGCUCAUCACAGAUGAUGGGAUCCUACACCUGAGCAACAGCACCUGUGGUCACGAGAGACUGCGGGUGCUGGAACUGGACAACUGCCUCCUCAUCACUGAUGUGGCCCUGGAACAUCUAGAGAACUGCCGUGGCCUGGAGCGCCUUGAGCUCUAUGACUGCCAGCAGAUUACCCGAGCCGGCAUCAAGAGGAUGCGGGCUCAGCUCCCUCAUGUCAAAGUUCAUGCCUACUUUGCUCCUGUCACCCCACCAACAGCAGUGGGAGGGGGUGGACGGCGACUGUGCAGAUGCUGUGUUGUCCUCUGACAACAGUGGCCCCUCCCCAAAGGCUUGGUGUGGUGUCCUUCUGAGUCUUCCUGACCUCCUCCACUUCCAACCAGAUCUGUUGAUUGUCCAUUGGGAAAGGCUUUCACAGGUAAAAGACUUCUGUAUGGCUUUCAGUAACUCUGGUGAUAGUUUUCACCUUUAUCCUGCUGUAAUGCAAUCAAGUCAAUGCUUUGUGUUAGUUAACAUGUGACCAGAGCAGUCUCAAUGCAGCCAGGACCGCAUGAGAAGCCUUGGAUCUCCUAAGAGAUAGGUGCCUGUCUAGUUACAAAGUCACCCUUGGCUGCAUCAGCAUUCCUCACAACAGAUCAUCAGUGUUUAGCACAAAUUGAGCAGGAAAAAAAGCUGCUACCUGCUAUUUAAGAAGCCAGUGGCCUACUUUAAUUUACAAUUCCAUUUUGAUUAGCAGCAUUUUUCCACUCUGAAGACUAAAUUGCAACUUAUCAAACUGACUGUCCUGCAAAUUCCUAAUGCCUGAUGCAUUCUAAAAUGUAGAGACUCAUGUUCAUUCGUUUCCAUGAGACAGCAAAGAAAUGAGGCUACAAAAAGGGCGAAGCAGGGUCUUCACCCAUCUGCUUCUGUCAACUUGUUAAAGACACCUCUGGGUACCAACAACUAAAACAAAAGCAACCCAGAGUCUGUGUUGCCUGAUUGGAAAUUAUAAGCUCUGGUAUAUGCUAUACAACAUAAUGCAUUUCUGUUCAAGGAAGGAAGCUAAUCAUGUCUACGUUUCUCACAGUUUGAGGGACCUUAAAGAAACAGAACUGAUGAAGAUUGAAGUCUACUCAUAUAACCAAAUGAAAAUAAUGGAUGCAUGUAGAAUGGGUGUGUUUUUUUUCCCCACAAGUUUAUUUAAAAUCUUAGAAAUCAAGUUACACCAGACUUACUCAAAAGUUUUACACUUCAAACUCAGAUCAUAAAAGUAUUGGCACCUUUGAUUCAGAAAAAUGACUAAACCACUGCAAUG